AAUGAAAUGAAAUGAAUUAAUUAAUUAUUAUGCACUUAUACGUGUUCUAAACCUGCCGAAAAAUUUCUUAAUGAGAAAUUCGUUGAACAAUUUGAGCUUUCGGUGGAUAGUACGAUGAUCUUUGAAGAUUGCGCGAUCUUUCAAGUUACGUGAUUAAUGAUCGAAUAAAAGGCUUUCCUUUCCAACCGUAUCCCGUGCAGGAAGAAUAUAUGAAAAAGGUUAUAGAAUGUCUGCAAAAUAAUCAACACGGUGUGCUGGAAUCUCCAACAGGGACUGGAAAGACUCUUAAUCUCUUAUGUUCCUCUCUAAGUUGGUUGUUGACAAAGAAAGCUCAAUUACAAGCUCAAGUAAUAACGGGUGCAAUUGAAAAGAAAGAUUUUGGUGGACAUUUCUUUAAACAUUUAACCAAUGGACUUGAAAAAGCAGCAGGACUCCCAGAUAACGUCCAAAACUUUGGUUGGACAAUGCCAAAAAUUAUUUAUGCUUCUCGAACACAUUCUCAACUGUCUCAAGCUAUGCACGAGUUGAAGAGGACGUCGUACAAACAUGUGGCUACAGCUGUGUUGGGAUCUCGUGAUCAACUGUGCAUUCAUCCAGAAGUUUCUAAAGAAACAAGCACUUUUAACAAAAUACACAUGUGCCAUGCCAAAAUAAAGUCAAGAACAUGUUUUUAUUACAACAACGUUGAAACUAAAAAGGAUGAUCCUGUCUUUAAACAGGAAGUAUUGGACAUUGAAGAUUUAGUCAAAGUUGGACAGAAGCACAGGUGUUGCCCAUACUUUUUGGCAAAAGAAUUAAAGCAGACUGCAGACAUCGUUUUUAUGCCUUAUAAUUACUUGUUAGAUCCCAAAACGCGAAGAUCGCAAGGCAUAGAUUUACAAAAUACUAUAAUUAUACUGGAUGAGGCUCACAAUGUCGAGAAAGUUUGCGAAGAGGCAGCGUCAUUACAGAUAAGUAGCACAGACGUUGCAAUGUGUAUCGAUGAAGUAACCGCAGUAAUGCAAGACGUGUCUAAAGAUGACGAUCUGCAGAAUGACUUUUCGUCAGAUACCGUCCAAAAAGAUUUCACAGCAGAGGACCUGUGCAUCCUGAAGACGAUGUUCCUGGAAUUGGAGAAGGCGAUUGAUUCCAUCGAAUUAAAGAAUCGUGCUGAAGGAGACACUUUUCCGGGUGGAUACAUUUUUGAAUUACUUGAGAAGGCUGAGUUGACGCAUGGUAAGGAACAGCUCGUAGUAGAAAAAUUAGAAAAGAUCAUUUUAUACUUGACGACCACCAAUACUUCGCCAUUCGCGAGGAAAGGAAAUGCACUGCAAAAGUUUAGUGAUUUACUAAGAACUGCUUUUAAUAGCGGUCGCGCUUCCGUCGCGCGUUAUAGAGAAAAAGUGAAACGAUGUUACAAAGUACACAUACAAAUGGAAGAACAGAAGAAGAAUUACAAGAACGACAUUUGGGAGAACAAGAAGGCAACGAAAACAGACGGGAAACUUAUCAGUUACUGGUGUUUCAGUCCUGGUUUUGGUAUGGAACAAAUGGUAGAGCAAGGAGUACGUUCAGUACUUCUUACAAGCGGUACACUAUCCCCAUUAAAACCUUUUAUAUCGGAGCUUGGUAUACCGAUCGCGGUCCAGUUAGAAAAUCCGCAUAUUGUAACAGAAAAACAAGUGUGCGUUGGUAUUCUUAGCCAGGGGCCAGAUAGUCAUCCACUAAAUUCGUCUUACAACACGAGGAACGAUCCAAAGUAUAUCAGGUCCCUUGGAAGGACAGUCUACAAUUUUAGCUGCAUUGUCCCACACGGCUUGUUAAUAUUCUUUCCCUCAUACCCAAUCAUGAGGAAAUGCAGAGACGAGUGGCAGAAUAUGGGCUUGUGGACUCAAAUCACUGAACGUAAACCUAUUUAUGUCGAACCCAACUCCAAGGACGGAUUCGUCAAUGUGAUGAAUGAGUAUUAUCAGAAAAUUAAAGAUCCGUCCUGCAAGGGAGCCAUUUUUAUGGCAGUGUGCAGGGGAAAAGUCAGCGAGGGUCUGGAUUUUGCUAAUGCAAAUGGCAGGGCUGUAUUGAUCAUCGGCCUUCCAUUUCCGCCCUUCAAGGAUCCGCGAGUUGUACUGAAGCAGAGAUAUUUGGAGGAAAUAAGGACUGCAGAAAAAGAAGGUUUAACUGGACAAGAAUGGUAUCAACUUGAAGCAUCGCGAGCUGUUAAUCAAGCUAUUGGUAGAAUAAUAAGACACAAGAAUGACUAUGGCGCUGUGAUACUCUGCGAUUGUAGAUUCGAAAAUCCAAACUUCAAGAAACAAUUGUCUGCCUGGCUCAGGCCGUAUAUAAAAAAAUUCACAAAUUUCGGAAUGAUCACGAAAGAGUUGCGAGAAUUUUUUAGAAAUGCGGAGAGCACUUUACCACAACCUAAUAAUACUCGUACGCAAUACGGAAACAUUGAUAUUUCACUGCCCGCUGUUGUUGCUAAUUUUGAGACAACGAUAUCUCACUCAAGACAGAAACUACAGGACAAUUCUGCAACAGAACGUCCAAAAGAUGGUUUUGAUAUAGAUAUGUAUUUGAAUGAACAUGCGAAAGACAAACAGCCACAGAAAUCGCAAACUGCGAUCAAUUUUAGUGCUUGCAAACUGAAAGAUAAUCAGAGUACUUGUGAAUUAGCGAAGUAUAACGACGAACCAGCUACAAAAAGAAGAAAAAUUAAUAUUUUGCCACUUGGAGUUGAUUCAUACUUUUCUAAACCUUCGACUUCUUCGUUGGAAGCUUCAAAAAAUCAUUCUGUAAAUUUCACACAAAACGUUGAGGAGGCGAAUCAAGAUGAUAAGAAAACAUUAGGAAAACAGUAUUUGAAAGAUGUAAAACGGGUAUUAUCAGUUGACGAUUAUAAAAUAUUCGCGAGAAUGAUACAAAGCUAUACACAAAGUGGUAACUUUGAGGAAUUAUUGAAGACACUGUCCAACCUAUUUCCACCUACCGGACAAUUACGACACUUGUUUAUAGGAUUUAAAAGUUUUCUAAAAAAACAACAUAUGGCAAAUUUUGAGAAUUAUGUAAAUAUAUAAAUAUAUAAAGCAUUGUUCAAUAAACAUAAAGGAUUAUUCUUAGCUCAAUUUUAGCAGUAUUAAGGGAUAGUACAUGUGUUAAAGAUAUGUUUAUUUCUACUUAUUUGAUUUUAUAUAUUAUUUUUUUAGUAUAUGCUAAUAAAAGACUAAAUAUUUUUAUUAACAAAUAUUUUUAUUCAAACUCAUAAGAUUAAUUAGAUUAGUCUGAAUGUAAAAUAAUGCAGGCAUCAUUAUGAGAUCAAGAAAAGGCUCCAAAAUGUCCGACAAUUGUCUGAUAAAUUAAGCAAUUUCUUUUGCAUUAUAAAACUUACCUGCGCGAUUAGAAGUAUUACAAGUAUUGUACCUAAUAUCAUCAUAUAUGUGAUAAAUAUAUGUUCGAUGUACUUGCACGCAUUACUUCAGAAUUUCUAACAUGAGUUGAGAUAUCUGUGAUUACAAAAAUAUUAUAUAUGUGCGUAUUUGUAUAUAACAUCUUUGUAAUCAAAUAUCUCACAUAAGAAAUUUUGAAGUAUUGAAGAAAAGAAAAAAAGGCAUUUUAAUAUGCUACUAAUUUCAUUAAUCAAGAUAUCAUAUGUUAACGUAUAUUUUGUAAAUACUAUGUGCAAUAUGUAAAAAGAAAAAACAUAGUUUACAUUACUGCUAUCAAUGAUCAUAAUUGAUCACGUGUGAACGAUAAUAAUAAAUACAGAUAUCUUUUC
Molecule: messenger RNA, 3748 nt
Organism: Ooceraea biroi (clonal raider ant)
Lineage: Eukaryota; Metazoa; Arthropoda; Insecta; Hymenoptera; Formicidae
Gene: Rtel1
Product: Regulator of telomere elongation helicase 1
Biological process (GO): DNA recombination; DNA repair; negative regulation of DNA recombination
Cellular component (GO): nucleus
Molecular function (GO): DNA helicase activity; ATP binding; DNA polymerase binding
Source: RefSeq, a predicted model, not a curated record